This is a messenger RNA of Prorocentrum cordatum, 500 nucleotides long. The record is from the annotation of a GenBank genome assembly. Lineage: Eukaryota; Dinophyceae; Prorocentrales; Prorocentraceae.
AUGGCCGCGGUGACUGUGACAGUUACGACCCUGGCGGGCCCAUGCGCGCUGACCGUCGAAAUCUUGUGCGCGACCGAGACGGCUGGUGGCUUGAAGCGACAAAUCCAGGCCAAGUGCGGCAUGCCUCGCUUCCAGCAGCGCCUCCUGCUCGGGGAGCGCUCGCUGGGCAACGACGUCAUCCUGGCGAGCUUGGAGCCGCCGCCACACCUCAGCCUCGUCGUGGUUCCCUACCAAGAGGACGAGGAGACGAGCGAGUCCGUCGUGUAUGCUAUUCGGACAAAUAACAUCGCCGGGCUGGAGCGGGCGCUCUGCGUGCCGGCAGACCCCAACGGGCCUCCGAAUCGCCCUGUCGACCAAGAAACGCCGCUGUUUGCCGCGACGGACCAUGGCAGUCCAGCCAUGGUGCAACUCCUCAUCGACUCCUUGGCAGACCCAAAUAUCUUGGUAUGCAACCGCCGUGGCACGCAGACCACCUGCCUCCAUGUGGCCGCGGAGUACGG